UCAGAGUUUUGGGGCACGAUUGUGCUUUACUUCAUCCCCCCGCCGCGCGCGGAGCAGCGCUGCCAUCGUGGAGGGAGCAGGCGGGUCAAGAAUGAGGGGGCUGACGCGCGCGGCGAAGCGCGCCGGCGAGAUGGCCUUCAACGCCGGCGGAGGCGCCGUCAACUGGUUCCCGGGCCACAUGGCCGCCGCCUCCCGCGCCAUCCGAGACCGCCUCAAGCUUGCCGACCUCGUCAUCGAGGUCCGCGACGCACGCAUUCCAUUAUCCUCAGCAAAUGAAGACCUUCAACCAGUGCUUGCAGCUAAAAGGCGUAUUCUUGCUCUAAAUAAGAAGGAUCUUGCAAACCCCAAUAUAAUGAAUAGGUGGCUUAAUCAUUUUGAAUCAUGCAAGCAGGAUUGUAUUUCAAUAAAUGCACAUAGCAGCAGUUCUGUUAAUCAGCUUCUUGGACUUGCUGAGCUGAAACUGAAGGAAGCAAUCUCGAAAGAGCCAACACUUCUUAUUAUGGUUGUUGGUGUCCCUAAUGUUGGCAAGUCUGCACUCAUAAAUUCCAUUCACAGAAUUGCUACGUCUCGAUUUCCAGUGCCUGAUAAGAACAAGCGGGCUAUGGUGGGGCCACUUCCAGGUGUCACUCAAGAUAUUGCAGGGUAUAAGAUUGCAAGUCAGCCAAGUAUUUAUGUGCUUGAUACACCUGGUGUUCUUGUGCCAAGCAUACCAGAUAUGGAGACAGGUCUAAAGCUUGCUUUAACAGGAGCAGUUAAAGACUCGGUAGUCGGAGAAGAACGUAUAGCAAAAUAUUUAUUAUCUCUUCUUAAUAUCAGAAAAACACCCCUGCACUGGGAGCGGUUGGUGCACAGAAGAGGCGAGGUGCAUGAAGAAACAUGCAGCCAUAAUGAAAAUGACUCAAGGGAUUCACUACGAAGGAGGAGAUGUUUGAAUAAUUCUGAUGCCUUAUAUGUUCAGGAUUUAGUGACGGAGGUCCAGAGGACACUAUGCAGGACGUGCCUGGACUACACUGGCAACACCGAGGAAGAGAGCGAGCUGGAAAGCCUCAUAGACAUGCAGCUCACGGCUCUUCGCAAGGUGUUCAGAAUACCUCACAAGCCCUUUGAUGAAACCCACGGCCCUACCUCGAAGAAGUUGCUGACUCUCUUCAGGUCAGGGAAGCUUGGCCCGUUCAUCCUCGACGACCUUCCGGAUGAGCAGUAAAUUCAAGAUUAACCUGUGUUGAAGGAAUUAGUACGAGCUGCUGUGUGCUAUCCUUGGUAUCCUUGCCAAUCAUUCAAAAGCUCAAAAGCAAAACUCGACCACCUUUUUGCUCUGCGCUGCUAAUGUUUUGUGAUGUAAGGAAUUAGUACGAGCUGCACGGCACAUAGCAUCUUGCAGGGAGCAACCUCUGAAGAAAAAUUACAAGUAGCCAACAGAUAUUUUCAAUGCUGCUGUGUGCUAUCCUUGGUAUGCAGGAUACCCUUUUUUUUUAUGAAGUCCGUAGGUUUUGUUAAUAGCAGGGGUAAUGCUUCUGUGUCGCUCUGGCUGGCUGUUGACAUGGACAGAACGUGGCUUGCGCCUGAUUCAGAAUUGAAGUGCCAGCCUAAUGUCAUGAGUGAACUGGGGCAAGAAGGCAUGCAUAAAAGAGAACAGUAAAAUGGAAAACCAUCUCUUACCCCGGCCGGCCAAGGAUAAACCUCUGGUUUGAUAUCUUGUGGUCUUACUAAUGCGGUACAUAUUUCAGUGGUAGGCAAUUUUUCCG
Panicum virgatum (switchgrass) is the source of this 1745-nucleotide messenger RNA. RefSeq names its product short integuments 2, mitochondrial-like. The coding region runs from base 92 to 1204 and encodes 370 amino acids. Gene Ontology annotation, molecular function: GTP binding; GTPase activity. Gene Ontology annotation, cellular component: mitochondrion. The record is from RefSeq and is a predicted model, not a curated record. NCBI's taxonomy places the organism in Eukaryota, Viridiplantae, Streptophyta, Magnoliopsida, Poales, Poaceae. The transcript is spliced from 8 exons.